This is a messenger RNA of Wallemia mellicola CBS 633.66, 1202 nucleotides long. RefSeq names its product cell division/GTP binding protein. Gene Ontology annotation, biological process: cytoskeleton-dependent cytokinesis. The record is from RefSeq and is a predicted model, not a curated record. The coding region runs from base 38 to 1030 and encodes 330 amino acids. The transcript is spliced from 4 exons. NCBI's taxonomy places the organism in Eukaryota, Fungi, Basidiomycota, Wallemiomycetes, Wallemiales, Wallemiaceae. Gene Ontology annotation, molecular function: GTPase activity; GTP binding; molecular adaptor activity. Gene Ontology annotation, cellular component: septin ring; cell division site; septin complex.
GGUCUCUCUACUUUGAAUAGAGACCAUAGAGAGCGUUAUGGCAGCAGCAGCAGCAACUUCACCGGUGAUAAACAAUCUCAACCCUGGUCAAUACGUUGGUUUCGACUCCAUUACUCGUCAAAUCGAGACCAAACUCCUCAAGCGCGGUUUCCAAUUCAAUGUUAUGGUCGUCGGCCAAACUGGUCUCGGAAAGUCUACCUUGGUAAACACCUUAUUUGCGAGCCAAUUGAUCGAUUCAAAAGGUCGCUUCCAGCCAGACGAACAAUCACGCUCUACUACUGAAAUUCAAACCGUCUCCCACGUUAUUCAAGAAAAUGGCGUCAGACUUCGCUUGAAUAUCGUAGACACUCCUGGAUUCGGUGACCUUGUUAACAACGACGGCUGCUGGGAACCUAUCGUUAAGUACAUCAAGGAUCAGCACUCCGCCUACCUCCGUAAGGAGUUGACCGCCAUGCGUGACAAAUACAUCGUCGACACAAGAGUACACGCUUGUGUUUACUUUAUCAACCCUUCAGGACACGGUUUACGUCCAAUUGAUGUCAUCGUCAUGAAGAAAUUGGCUGAAGUCGUUAACGUUAUACCUGUUAUCGCCAAAUCAGACUCUUUAACACUCACCGAGCGCGAAUCUUUCAAGGCUAGAAUCGCCUCAGAGUUGGCAUACCAUCAAAUAAAGAUGUACCCAUUCGAUGCUGAAGAUGACGAGAGAGAUGAAAGAGAGAUUAACGAAGGUGUCCGUGAGACACUCCCAUUCGCUAUCAUCGGUUCACAAAAGACACUCAACGUCAACGGUAACCAAGUUAGAGGUCGUAAAACUCGCUGGGGUGUUAUCGACGUUGAAAAUGAGGAUCACUGUGAAUUUGUCAAGUUGCGCAACUUCCUUACAAGAACUCACUUACAGGAUUUGAUUGAAACCACCGCUCAAAUUCACUACGAAGCUUUCAGAUCUAAGCAAUUGUUGGCUCUCAAGAACCAAGCUAAUAAUGCAAAGCCACAAGAAGCUGCUUCGAUGCAAAAAAUAUAUAAUAUAUAAUUCUAUAAAAUGUUUACAAGUAAUUUACACUCUCUGCUCUGCUUUCUGUUGCUGUUCUGGCAUUUUGAACAUCGGGAUAGUACGUAUGUCCCCAGUGACUUCUUGGGAUAUAUGCUUAGCUUUAUUUCCGAUAGCCAUCUUCGCUGUACCCUUCUCAAGCCCUUGUAGGAGU